Prorocentrum cordatum is the source of this 446-nucleotide messenger RNA. NCBI's taxonomy places the organism in Eukaryota, Dinophyceae, Prorocentrales, Prorocentraceae. The record is from the annotation of a GenBank genome assembly.
CCCGGCCCUUCGCGUGCCCACGACAGAGGCCCAGGCGCGACCCGGCGCGCCCCACCCCGGCCGGCUGGCUCCGGAGGCCCCCCUUUUUUGGGGCGAUGGGGCCGCCGAAGCUGCCGGACAUCCGCGCCCCAGGCGUGGAUGCCGCGGGCAUGUACCGGUCGGCGUCGCUGCCGAGGGUGGGCCCAAAGGUGAAGGUCAGCGCUGCUGAGCUCGGCAGCCUGCGGCGGACGGAUGUCUCCGGGCAGGUCGACGCCCUCAGGACGGCCGCCCGGGAGGCCAAGGCCGACCUGAAGGCGGAACUCGCCGAGCGGAAGCAGCGCAGCCGGGGCAUGCUGCUGGGGAAGUCGUCCAGCACCCCAGAGCUGCGCGGCGCCAAGGCCAGGCCAGCGGCGGCGCCCGACGCGGCGCCCGGCUCCGCAGGGAGCUCCGGCUCCGGGGGCCGAAGG